AUGGCGCCUUCUUCCAGAUCUGCCUCCCACAACCUGGGACAGGUCGUCGAAUACAUCCCUGACCGCCUCUACCUCGCCGCUUAUAUCCAUCCUCCCACGGCCGACACACUCUUCCCCUACCCUGAGCCUCUGCAGUCCCCGAGGAAGAGGUCGCAACGCGCUGCUGAGGGCCCCAAGCCUGUUUCCGGCACCCCCAAGCCGGCGCCCUUCUACUUCACCGUUGACGACACCCUCCUGUACAACGCUUUCCACCACGACUUUGGCCCGCUCCACAUUGGCCAUUUGUACCGCUUUGCGCUGCACUUUCACGAUGUGCUCGGUGCCAAGGAGAACAAGGACCGGCCCAUUGUCUUCUGGAGCCGGGCUGACCCGCGCAGUAUGUUCACACCCCUCGUCGCCGUCAUUGAAACCGCACUCGUUGCUAACAUUUCGGGGUUCCCAGGCCGCGCCAAUGCUGCUUGCAUGCUCGCGUGCUACAUGGUCCUCAUCCAGGGAUGGCCGCCUCACCUGGCCCUUGCGCCCAUGGCCCAGGUCGACCCUCCUCUGAUGCCCUUCCGUGACGCCGGGUACAGCCAGGCUGAUUACGGCAUCACUGUACAGGACGUUGUCUACGGUGUCUGGAAGGCCAAGGAGGAGGGGUGCUGCGCUCUCGACAACUUUGACCUCGACGAGUACGAAAAGUACGAGAGGGUCGAGCAUGGCGACUUCAACUGGAUCUCGCCCAGCUUCCUCGCCUUUGCCUCCCCUCAACAGACCCCCAUCGCCAAGAUCCCCGAGGGGACCCCAGAGUGGGAUAAGCUGCCCACCACCAUCGCCGAGGUCGAUGCUCACGCCACGCUACCUGUGCCUUUCAAGAAUGUUCUCAAGCACUUCAGCGAAAGGGACAUCGGGCUCGUCGUCCGACUGAACUCACAACUUUACUGCCCCUCGUACUUUGAGGCGCUGGGCAUCCAGCACCUCGACAUGAUCUUUGAUGAUGGUACGUGCCCGACCAUGCCGACGGUUCGCAAAUUCAUCCGACUCGCUCAUGAGAUGAUCACCGUCAAGAAGAAGGGCAUCGCUGUCCACUGCAAGGCUGGUCUCGGAAGGACAGGCUGCUUGAUCGGUGCCUAUCUGAUCUACCGCCACGGCUUCACGGCGAAUGAGGUCAUUGCCUUUAUGCGCUUCAUGAGACCUGGCAUGGUUGUCGGGCCCCAGCAGCACUGGUUGCACAUUCACCAGGGCACAUUCCGUGAGUGGUGGAUUGAGGAGCGCGUCGAACGCAAGUUGAGGAAGGAGAUGGCCGCCGCCGCUCAUGCCACACCCAGCACGCCCAUUCGUGCCAUGCAAAAGGCUUCACUCCGUAACCCCCAGGCAACGACGCCGUCUCCCCAGCGAAGUGCCUCAAACCGUACUCCCCUCAGCGAGGUCAACGAUGAGCGCGGUAAUGCCAGCUCACGCAAAACCGGCCGUGCCGACCGCCACCACCCUUACUCGCGUGCCCCUUCGUACUCGGCCACACUCGAGGAGGAAGGCGGCGUUGAGCACGAGACUGAGGUCCUCUCGGUUCACAGGCGAUCCAACGCCGGCGAGUCGGAUGAGGAGAUUCACCUCCGCAUGCGUGCGCACCGCAAACCUUCCGAGUCACCAAGCCGUUCAGAGAAGAUGCGAUCCUACAGCUCGACCACAACAACCGUGUACCACAAGUACAUCGACAACGACUCUACCCACGAUGUCGAGAACAUGGGCAGCCCUGCCCGUGUCAAGGCAAUGGACCGUGAGCGCGCUAGCAGUGCGUCGGGCAUCCUGACCAAGGUCCGCAGCAGCAAGCGCGGCACCGAGUCACCUCUUCGCUCCAAGGAUGGCGUCCGCAAGACCAGCGGCCGUGUCGGCAGCAUCAGCGGCGCCCCGUCCUCAGCAACGGCGCGGAAGGUUUCCAACGGCAUCUAG
Molecule: messenger RNA, 1929 nt
Organism: Verticillium alfalfae VaMs.102
Lineage: Eukaryota; Fungi; Ascomycota; Sordariomycetes; Glomerellales; Plectosphaerellaceae
Product: tyrosine-protein phosphatase CDC14
Exons: 3
Coding region: 1-1929 (642 amino acids)
Biological process (GO): microtubule cytoskeleton organization; regulation of exit from mitosis; positive regulation of cytokinesis
Cellular component (GO): centrosome; mitotic spindle midzone; mitotic spindle pole body
Molecular function (GO): protein serine/threonine phosphatase activity; protein tyrosine/serine/threonine phosphatase activity
Source: RefSeq, a predicted model, not a curated record